This is a messenger RNA of Oreochromis niloticus (Nile tilapia), 2304 nucleotides long. It is a transcript of the gene aph1b, whose product is annotated as APH1B gamma secretase subunit. Bases 181 to 957 code for a protein of 258 amino acids. The record is from RefSeq and is a predicted model, not a curated record. Gene Ontology annotation, biological process: positive regulation of catalytic activity; protein processing. The transcript has 6 exons. NCBI's taxonomy places the organism in Eukaryota, Metazoa, Chordata, Actinopteri, Cichliformes, Cichlidae. Gene Ontology annotation, cellular component: membrane.
GGGUUGUCGGUCACGUGAGAAUAUGCGACGUCACGAAAACCCUGCGAUACACUGGUUGUGGAAGUAAAUCAGUAGUAGCAACAGAGGGCUGCUUUUUUGGUAAUAUUUCCAGAUAAAUAUCUGUAAAUAGAACAAAACCAACCGCUUUAAGUCGCUGAAUUGCCCUCCCUCAGAGCCAAAAUGACAGCGGCGGUGUUUUUCGGCUGCACCUUUAUCGCCUUCGGCCCAGCCAUCGCGUUGUUCCUGUUUACCAUUGCCCGGGAGCCGCUGAGAGUCAUUUUUCUCAUAGCAGGGGCAUUUUUCUGGCUGGUGUCACUGCUGCUCUCCUCCCUGGUGUGGUUCAUCUCGGUUCAGAUCAGUAAUAAGGAGAGCGCAGCUCAGCAGAAAGGCCUGCUCAUCUUUGGCGUGGUGCUGUCUGUGCUCUUGCAGGAAACCUUCCGCUUUGCUUACUACAAGCUGCUAAAAAAAGCUAAUGAAGGCCUCCUCACUCUCAGCCAGGAGGAGACCAUGCCCAUCUCCAUCCGACAGCUGGCCUAUGUAUCUGGUCUCGGCUUCGGCUUCAUGAGUGGAGCGUUCUCUGUGGUGAACAUCCUGGCUGACUCAGCAGGGCCAGGGACUGUGGGGAUCCAUGGAGACUCGCAGCACUACUUCCUGUCCUCAGCCUUCAUGACGAUGGCCAUCAUCCUGCUUCACAUGUUCUGGGGCGUUGUUUUCUUUGAUGCCUGUGAGAAGCAGCGGUGGUGGGCGGUGGGAGCUGUUGUCAUCAGUCACCUCUUGGUCUCCUGUCUGACCUUCCAGAACCCCGAGUAUGUCGCAAGCCUCGUUCCCACCUACGUCAUCCUGUUCCUAAUGGGCGUCUGGGCGUUCUACUCCGCCGGCGGCUCACUCAGGAACCUCAAACUCUGCCUCACCUGCAAAGACAAGGACUUGCUGCUUGCCAACCACAGGCCUAGAUAACGCAGCACACCUAGCAGUGUGCAGGACUCUUUAUACAAAGAUCACAGAGAUCCCACACAAAUACACACAAACACAUUGGAUGCAGUGAGGAAGGAGUGUUAACCUUGUUAAAUAUGCUGUUUGAUUUAAGACUUUCAUCAUCUUGAGCAUUAAAACAUGUAAAAGGUUUUGUGGGAACAAAGAUGGGAGAUUGUUUUGAUUCCAGUCCAGCCAGGAAAAGGUUUUUAUUCAACAGUAUAACAUAUCCAUUUUGGCUAACUGUGUGCCCUUUUUGUGGUCUGUACUGUAAGAAAAAACAAACCCACAGAAGAUACUUUAGAUUGGGGGCUUAAAGCAGCAGCACUCUUUAUACAUGCUCUCAGAUGCUUCAAAUCUUUCCUAGUGUUUUAUUAUUUCUAAAGAAAAUGUGUAUAUAAUUAUGCAUUUUUGAAUUCCCUAAUGUGUAAAUAUUAAAAUCUUUCUUCAAGGUGCGAUAUGCUGUCUGUGGUCUGAAUAUGAAUCUGCCUUUGAUUCUAAAUGCAUGGAGGAGAGGAGACACGAUUGCUAAUUGUUUGUCUUAACCCAGUAAUCUUGACGUAAUAGCCCCUUGAGCAAAUAGAAAGUAGAGAAUCUAAAUCAUGCAAAAUUGUUUCUUUAUGUUUGUCCUCGUGUUAAAUCACAAUUUGAUCCACUCUGAGAGGUCAGACUGAGUGUAAAGUCAAACGAGAGGCAAACAUGCUGAAGAGCAACGUAUUUUAACAAUGACAAAAGAAUGGGCUUUGAAACUUCUGAUACAAAGUAUGCGGAUUCAUCUGUCUGGUCCCAGCUUCCUUACAGGUUGUACUUCCCCCCACUUCUCUUCUAAGUGCAAAAAUGCACCAGUAAUAUGAGCAGCUGGAUGUAUUUGCAAUGUGAUCUUUGAAUGUUCACUUCUUCUUUGGCUUCCUUGUGUGUUUUGGUUGUUUUUAUGAGUGCAAGGAUUUAGGAUAAAGAAUUAUUUAAAAAGAUUUUGUUUUUGUACCUGAUUUUGUUUUCGAUCAUCUUUUGUAUUUGUAGAUUCAGUCUGCUCUUUCUCACAAGGAUGGGAAGGACAUUAGAGAUGUAAAUUGUAUCCAUGUUUGCAUUCGGUGCAUUACUUUUCUGCCUUGUGUUGGCACUUUGCUUCAUGACAAAAUGUGAUUUGGCAUGGUCUUAUAGGUGGAGAUGAGCCUGUUAGCUGGUCAGUUUGUUUGGUACACCAGGCUGAAACUGAUACAACAAUCCUGCAAUAACUCUUACCUUCGUGAUGUCAUGCUGUUUAAUCCUACUGUAAUGUAAAGAGAAGUGUUUCUUUUGUGAGCUAUAUCAAAGAAAUGGGGAAAGAAAUUA